AUGUCACCUAUCUCUAGAUCCUUCCUUGAAAACAACAUCACCUAUUAUGCUCCUAACUCUACCACCAACUCCGGUCCUACUAGUCAAACUCCUCCUCAUGACUCUCCCCAUGUCGACGCACCAUCCCCACCCUUAUCUCUAGACCCCCUAUCUCUCGAUCCUUCCUUGAAAACAACACCCCCUUUUUGGGUCACCCUGACGAUAUGUCACAUUCCUCCUUUUCAACCCAUGAUUACAAGAAAGUUCUAUGAGAAAAUCUUCUUAAAAUUAUCAGACCUAACAUAUCAUCUUCAAGGGUUUCAAGGUCUACUUUUCUCCCAAAGAUCUUGA
Molecule: messenger RNA, 330 nt
Organism: Lactuca virosa
Lineage: Eukaryota; Viridiplantae; Streptophyta; Magnoliopsida; Asterales; Asteraceae
Source: the annotation of a GenBank genome assembly